UUCACCAGAAGUAGGUUGGACAACUACAGAGCCAGGAAUACAUAUUACAUUCAUAGUUUCCUCGCGAUAGACGCGGCCGGUACUUACUGAGUGCGUAUCCGGAACCUUCGAAAAGGGGGGAAGACUUCAACCGGAGCACACUCGUCUAAAGAUGUCAGACGUACCAGAUAAUGCACCGGAGCACUGCCCGGGUACACAAAGUGAGCAAGCAGGAAAGACUUCGUCAUGUCAGGGCUGUCCCAACCAGAAAACCUGUGCUUCUGGAGCCUCCAAGGCCCCCGACCCUGCCAUCGCAGAGAUCGGAGAGAAGCUGUCGACGGUCAAACAUAAGAUCCUCGUGUUGUCUGGGAAAGGAGGAGUGGGGAAGAGUACCUUCAGCGCUCACCUGGCUCAUGCCCUGGCAAGUGACUACACUAAGGAGGUCGCUCUCCUGGAUGUAGAUAUCUGUGGUCCGUCCAUUCCUAGGAUCAUGGGCUUAGAGGGAGAGCAGGUUCACCAGAGCGGCUCAGGCUGGUCUCCUGUGUAUGUGGAAGAAAACCUGGCAGUCAUGUCCAUUGGCUUCCUGCUCAGUAGCCCUGAUGAUGCUGUGAUCUGGAGAGGACCCAAGAAGAAUGGGAUGAUCAAGCAGUUUUUGAGGGACGUUGACUGGGGGGAACUUGAUUACCUCAUCGUGGACACGCCCCCCGGCACGUCCGACGAACACUUGUCGAUCAUCCAGUACCUGAGCUCCACCCACGUCGACGGAGCCGUCAUCAUCACCACGCCACAGGAGGUAUCAUUGCAGGAUGUGCGAAAGGAGAUCAGGUUCUGUCAGAAGGUCAAGCUGCCGAUCAUCGGAGUGGUGGAGAACAUGAGUGGCUUUGUCUGCCCUUCAUGCAAGAACACGUCUCAGAUCUUCCCUCCCACCAGCGGGGGCGCAGAGCGAAUGUGUGCGGAUCUAAAUCUACCCCUGUUAGGAAAGGUACCUCUAGACCCGAGGAUAGCACGAAGCUGCGACGAGGGCAAGUCUUUCCUCACUGAAGUACCCGACUCUCCUGCUGCUAAAGUCUACCAGAGUAUUGUGCAGAGUAUUCAGGACUACUGUUCCAACCGUGAGACAGAGGAGCAGAGCACCACCUGAACCACCACUCUGACGGCAGACCUAUUGGACCAGAACAGAUCACAUGAUGAGAGCGUGGUAGAAAUGAUUAACUACUGAGUAAGAAACACACAUAGGAAAGCUAAUAUUGUUUAUAAUGCAACAUUCAACAAAGCCUGCCAGAAUUAUCUCAACAUGAUUAUAAGUCAUGACAGGCAGCAGCUUUUGUACCACAAGGUGAGCUGGUCAGACGUCGCAGUGCAGUGGAUUAUUCUGCUGUGGCUCGCCAAUACAACUUUUCCAGAAAAAGCACUGAGGAUGAAAGAUAUAUAUAAUAAUGGGGAUUAAUUGUAAUAUAUUAGGGAUUAGUUCCUGUUUGUGAUAAAUUGAAUAUUCAGAAAUAAUUCCAGCUUUGGUCUUAUCCAAAUAAGCACUUGGGCCUAAUUUUGAACAUGCAUUAAAAAAAAAAACAUAACUUCAAACCACCACUCUGGGUAUACUCUGUAUAUAACAUGUCUAUACUUGAGCUGAGAUGAAUACACUUAAAUCCCUGAGGUAUGAUUAAUAUGAAGACAAAGGAGUAGUGGCGCUGCUGGGUCUUUGUGUUAAUCACAUACAGCAGGUGCUCUUUGGAUCCUUCAGCUGUGCUGUGCUUAUUCAGUCUUGUGAAGGGCUCAUUGCAUCGGUGGAAUAUGGUCUCACAAAAGUAUAAAAUACAAGUCUCCUUCAAAAAUAAUCCAAGGCACACUGUGGGUUUGUGCAAAAUUAAAAUACCUUUAUUUUAAGUGGGCAAAAUUUACUUUUUUUGAGACGAUAUUCCACUCAUGCAAUGAACCCUUCACAAGAUUGAAUAAGUAUAAUUAAAAUACAGUAAUUGAUAUGAGGCAAUUUGGAAUAUUCGUCUUAAAGGAUGAAGCUGCCGAUAUUCUAUUUGUGUUAUUGUCUUACAAAUCCCAUGAAAGGACCAAAACCAACAAUGCGUUGUGCUGUCUCUCAAUGCUGUCAGCAUUACACAACCUCUAAGCAACGAGUCCAUUGGUUCAUACUGAAGAUAUAUAUUCAUAAAUACAACAGCUGGGCAUUGUAGUUUUUACUAAACUUAACUCAAACGGGAGUAAAUAGUGCAUUAAUGGGGACUAUGUUUGGCUGUGGAUUAAUACACAUUUGGUGUUCAAGUGAAUUCAUAACAGGAUAACGGGAUUGACUCAAAAUAAACUGUUCAUAAUAACAAAGGGAUGAUGUCUUUCAGUGCAACAGUGGCUCAAUUACGUGUUUUAAUGGAGUUCUACAGCACAGAGGAAGCUAUAUGUAUGCUAUAUGCUUUGUAUACACAGGCAACUAUUCAAUUUAAUGUUGUUUUUGGUCCUUACAUGGAAAUUGUUGACAAUAAGAAAAUGUAGAUUAUUACCAGACUUUUUCUUUCAUGUUAAAGUAUAGGUGGGAACUCUUCUCAUUGUGCUGCAGUAAGGAGAUGUUAUUUGGGGAAGUUAAAUCUCUGAUCGUCAUGUAGUAAAUCAAGCAGUAGUGUCAAACAUUUAACCAUUUCCUAGAAGGACCGUCCCUCACUGUCCCUGGUUACAGGAAUCAAUAGAAAGUAGGGAUUGAAAGUUAAAUGUGGGUACCAUCAGUGGGAUUAAAACCACGGUUGCUCAAGUCCUCUAUUUACAAAGCACAGUAUCAUCAGCAUAGUAUAAAAUCUGAACUUCUGAUUUGAGUUUGUUUUCUCGGUGACUGUAUGGAGAUGUCAACUCGCAAGCCAUAUAGAUGUAGACUUUGUUCUCAGCACAUCUAGCUAAUCUAAAAAUGUGAAUGUAUGAAUUUGGGAGAGCUUAUUUUUGUCUAAAAUAUGCAAACUGUGCAUAUGAGGACACUUAACUUUCUCAUUUACAGGUCGGAGCCACUGAACUAAUGGUUCAAAACAUAAAACACAUGAUUUCAGAACAUUUUGCAGACAUAAAAACUGCGACAAAAUGUACGAACAUUUAAUUUUCUUCACUGACCAGAUAUGAAGUUUAGAUGUAGUUGUGACUGGAGUAACUUGGUUGUUCCUGAUUUACAGUAAAUAUGAUUUUUGAUUAUAUUAAUAAUCUGUUAUAAACAAUUGUUUUAGACACAUAUUGUACUUGCCAUAACUGCUUUACAAAAUAAAUGACCAAACAUGAAA
Messenger RNA from Sebastes umbrosus (honeycomb rockfish), 3242 nucleotides. RefSeq names its product nucleotide binding protein 1 (MinD homolog, E. coli) (gene nubp1). Gene Ontology annotation, molecular function: ATP-dependent FeS chaperone activity; 4 iron, 4 sulfur cluster binding; ATP binding. Gene Ontology annotation, biological process: iron-sulfur cluster assembly. The record is from RefSeq and is a predicted model, not a curated record. Lineage: Eukaryota; Metazoa; Chordata; Actinopteri; Perciformes; Sebastidae. Gene Ontology annotation, cellular component: cytosol. The coding region runs from base 152 to 1120 and encodes 322 amino acids. The transcript is spliced from 10 exons.